This is a messenger RNA of Cercocebus atys (sooty mangabey), 5598 nucleotides long. RefSeq names its product double zinc ribbon and ankyrin repeat domains 1 (gene DZANK1). Gene Ontology annotation, biological process: eye photoreceptor cell development. The record is from RefSeq and is a predicted model, not a curated record. NCBI's taxonomy places the organism in Eukaryota, Metazoa, Chordata, Mammalia, Primates, Cercopithecidae. Gene Ontology annotation, molecular function: protein binding. The transcript is spliced from 17 exons. Bases 2659 to 4572 code for a protein of 637 amino acids.
UCCCUCAGAUCAUACCACUACGAGUGCCUCAGCCUGGAAAAGCUAACCAUGAAAUUGAUAACAAUACACUUUUGGAAAUGAAAUCAGAGACUGCAGACAGAGUGGCAUUGUGACAAAGGUGUUUCAGGUAGGCUAUGAACCACCGAAUGUAGUCUCUCCUGAAGACAAUGUUGAAAACGUUCUCAAAGAUUCUUCAAGGCAGGCAAGUAAUGAAACUAUCAUCCAUUCAGAUUGUCACUGUAUUUUGGUUCCUUCUUUCUCAGUGAGCAGAUCUUGCCUUUUAUUACCUUACCUCUGCUGAUAGUCAGAUCCUUAUAAUUGAAGUCAUUAUCAACCAUUGCAAAGCAUCUUCACUGAUUUCUCAGCCUUUCAUCAGUCUUCUAUCUACUCUGAAGAUGAGAAUACCUGCUGAGCACUGGGGUCCAUGCUCCAGUGUCUUCAGUGGCUCUCUCUUACCUACUGAAAAAACCAGAAACCUUUAGCCUUCCAUCCAAGUCAUCAGUUUCUGCCCUUGGUCGGCCUUUCCUGCUUUGUCUGUGAACCCCCUACAUAUACUCCAACGAAACUGAACUGUGUAUGCUAUGCCCUAUCACUGCUAUCCUGGCACCCAGGCCUUCUUUGAUAAACUGCUUUGCGCAUGUGAUUACUUUGUUCCUUGUUUAUCUUGCCUAUGCAUUAUAAGCUCCAAGGUGGUAUGAUUGCUAUACUCAUUGCCUUGCACAGGAGCAGGUAGGAGAGGGUGGUGAUUGUGUAGCUGUUGAAUAGAUGCAUUGGGUAAGUAGAAGUCCUCAGUGGGCACAGAAUUCUUUUAUGUUGAAAUCUUUAUUCCCAAAUAUCUGCAAAGCCUCCCCACUGUGAAGAGUCAAUUAGAUCCAUCUGAGAAGGAUGUGUGAAGCUUCAGGCACUGGGUGUGAGUAUCAAUGAGAAACAUUCAAGGAGCUAGGCCAGAGGAUGGGCUAGCCUACAGUAAGGCAGCCAACCCAGAGGUCUUGGUCACAGGGAUGUUGUUGAGAUUGACAGAGGAAGUUUAUAGGGGUUUCGCUUAAGCUUGACUAUGAACCUGAGGCUGGAGAGGAGGUUGUAGGACCAAAGCAUUGGAUGCAGGCAUGGGUGGGGCUCAAGUGUGAUCAAGGCAAGGAUCUACACUGGGCAGGGGCCGCCUGCGGGGGCUGAGCCCACAUAUAUCAGCAGGUGCUUAGGCUUGAAUCAGGUGUGAGGGACCAAGUCCAUGGAGAAAGUCCAGAGGGAAGAGUGUUUAAGGACUGUGUGUGCGCAGGUCGUGUACAGAAGUCUGAUUUUGGUCUGACCCUACCCUGCCUUUGCCACUCUGGACUUGGUGGUCCCUCUGUUGUUACCCAGACUCCUACAGUUGUAGCAUCCUGCCUGCAUGUGCUGCUCCCUGCCUCCUGCCUUGGCCGCUUCACCUGGUGAGGCCUACAUCCAGACGUGCUGCCAACUGAGCAGCCCAGCCCAGAUACAAAGCUGCAUGUUUCCAGAAUAAAGUGAAACAGGGAUUACUUCAUGAAAACAACCGUAAACUCUUUCAAAUAAGAAAUGCACACCAUGACCCUGUCUCUAUCGUGCAGCUUUAAUUCUCACAUGGGAAUAACCAAGUAAGUGAUACGCAAUCUCUUCAUUCCUAGGCAUUCAAAAAUGGAUUAGUUGGAUCAAAACUAAAGAAGAAAUAUCAGAACUCUGAAAAUCAACGCAGCUGGAAUGUUAACCUCAGAAAGUUUCCAGGUAUGUUGUGACAGAACAAAAACAAGGUUUUGUAUUCUGAACCCACCAGAGAGGUUCAUGGCAUGUUCAUUGCAUGUUUUCUUGUCUGGAGAAGUGUUGGAAUAAGAAACACUGGGGCAGGAAAGUAUGCUGUACUUCGAGUUUUUAUACUGUCCUUGCUAACAGCUUAAGAUCAUGAAGGAGGAUCAAGCAGUCCAACCAAGUCAGAUUUCUUGACCCAUCGCAGGGAGCCAUGGGGGCAUCUCACCAAACAGAGGAAACACUGGAGUUGUAGAGUUUGGGGGAAGAGUGGAGUUUGGGUGAAAUAUAAAUGAAAGCAGAGUUUUGAUAGGCUCAAAGCGAAGCUGGUCUGGGUGUGAAGGGAUCAGCAUCAGGUAUCGACUGGGAAGGGGACCCAGGGUUCUGUUGCCUUGGAAAUUACAAAGAUACAUGGGGAAUACUGUGUUCAGAAAUGAUUAUCUUUGCACCAGGGUUGGACAUGGAGGCUGCUUCUCUAUGGCAAAGUGGCCUAGAUUCCUCAGGCAAGAGUUAGAUGUUUCGUUCUUACUGAGAAUUUCAAACAGCGAAGUUUCUGAUAAUCUGUGAUUUUAGAGAACAGGGUUUCUCAGUGAGUAAGAAAGACUAGUCAUGCAAAGAGGGGGCUGUUAACGACAUUUUACAGCUGCAGUGUGUUCUUGGGAGAUAUAAUAUUUCCUGCUAACUUUGCAACUGGAUCUGUCUGUUUUCCAAGCCUGACGUGGACUAUUGUAGAGUGCAGCGGGGAAGACGAUCUUCUCAGUCUGGGCUUGUUUUUUCUUUCUCACUUCUAAUACAUUGAGUGUGUGGCGGGAGCUCUUUACAUAAUUAUUACUUCUAGGAAAGCAAUGUGGUCACAGUGGUUCUUUAUUAAAAGGUUUCCCACUGUGAAGACAUCUUUGCAUGAUUAUGUAUAAUUACAGAUGCUCAAAGAGUGAUGUUUCUAAUAUCAUUGUAGACCUCCAGGUAGGUGAAAGAACUGACCCUAAAACUUUGAAAGAUCUUCGCUUUUCAGAGAGUCCACUGGAAAUCCCAGCUCACAGUGGAGGAUCAGGUUCUAGACCACCCACCCGCCAGUCCCAGUCUCCCAGUUUUGCACACAUAAGUGGCCUGAAGUGUUUGACAAGCAUGGAGAUAAUGAGAAUUCAAAGGGAGACAGACUUUCUCAAGUGUGCCCACUGCCUAGCCCCCCGCCCAUCAGAUCCCUUUGCUCGCUUCUGUCAAGAAUGUGGCUCUCCUGUCCCACCCAUAUUUGGCUGUCGUCUCCCACCCCCGGAAGGAGCUCAGAUGGGCUUAUGUGCAGAAUGCAGAAGCUUGGUGCCCAUGAACACUCCUAUCUGUGUGGUGUGUGAGGCCCCUCUUGCUCUACAGCUGCAGCCACAGGCAAGCCUCCACUUGAAGGAGAAGGUAAUUUGCCGGGCCUGUGGUACAGGAAAUCCUGCUCACCUGAGAUACUGUGUCACCUGUGAGGGGGCCCUGCCUUCAUCACAAGAGUCGAUAUGCAGUGGGGAUAAAGCCAGUCCUCCGCCCACUCAGAAAGGGGGGACCAUCUCCUGCUCCAGAUGUGGUCAUUGGAAUCUCUGGGAGGCGUCCUUCUGCGGCUGGUGUGGAGCCAUGCUUGGCAUUCCUGCUGGCUGCUCUGUUUGCCCUAAAUGUGGGGCCAGCAAUCACCUGUCUGCCCGAUUCUGUGGCUCCUGUGGUAUUUGUGUGAAGUCCUUGGUGAAGCUUAGCUUGGACAGAAGCCUGGCUCUAGCUGCUCAGGAACCUCGCCCUUUUUCUGAGCCCCAAUGUGCCUGGCAGUCCCUGAAUAAUCCUUUGCCCAGAUCUGAUUCUGGGACUAAGAGGGACAUAGGCACACAGACUGUUGGCCUGUUCUACCCAUCCGGCAAGCUGCUAGCAAAAAAGGAACUGGAAAUAGCCUCUCAAAAGCAGAGGCAGGAGAAAAUGAGUGACCAUAAACCGCUCCUCACAGCCAUCAGCCCAGGAAGAGGGUACUGGAGAAGACAGCUGGAUCACAUCUCUGCUCACCUCAGGUGUUAUGCUCAGAACAACCCUGAAUUCCGGGCCUUGAUUGCAGAACCCAGGAUGGGAAAGCUUAUCUCUGCUACUGUCCACGAAGAUGGUUGUGAAGUUAGCAUCAGACUGAAUUAUAGUCAAGUCUCAAACAAGAACCUCUACCUGAACAAGGCGGUGAAUUUCAGCGACCACCUUCUGAGCAGUGCUGCCGAGGGUGAUGGGGGGCUGUGCGGCAGCAGGUCCAGCUGGGUGAGUGACUACAGCCAGAGCACCUCAGAUGCUAUUGAAAAAAUCAAAAGGAUAAGGAAUUUCAAGACCAAAGCUUUUCAAGAAAAGAAGGAGCAGCUUUUACCUGAAAACAGACUCCUGCUGAAGGAAGUCGGACCCACGGGGGAAGGAAGAGUCUCUGUGAUUGAACAGCUGCUGGAUGAGGGGGCAGACCCCAACUGCUGUGAUGAAGACAAUCGACCCGUCAUAACCGUGGCUGUUAUGAAUAAGCACCAUGAAGCGAUUCCGGUUCUCGUGCAGAGAGGAGCAGACAUCGACCAACAGUGGGGGCCGCUCAGAAAUACAGCUCUUCACGAAGCUACUCUGCUUGGCCUUGCAGGAAGAGAGAGCAUCGCCACUUUACUGGGAUGCAAUGCAAGCAUCCGAAAGAAGAAUGCAGGAGGCCAGACAGCGUACAACCUGGCUCUGAACACUGGAGAUGACCUCAUCACCUCACUCUUUGCUGCCAAGUUGGGCCAAGGACUCGAGGACCAACUCGCCCAAACUAGGAGCCUCAGACUGGAUGACUGUUAGACCUGAGGCCUCCCCGGGACUUCAUUUAAGAAUAUGUGCGGUGGCUGGCACGGUGGUUCAUGCCUGUAAUCCCAGUGCUUUGGGAGGCUGAGGCUGGCAGAUCACCUGAGAUCAGGAGUUCAAGAGUAGCCUGACCAACAUGGAGAAACCCCGUCUCUACUAAAAAUACGAAAUUAGUCAGGCAUGGUGGCACAUGCCUGUAAUGCCAGUUACUCGGGAGGCUGAGGCAGGAGAAUCACUUGAACAUGGGAGGUAGAGGUUGUGGUGAGCCAAGAGCGUGCCAUUGCACUCCAGCCUGGGCAACAAGAGCAAAACUCCGUCUCAAAAAAAAAAAAAAAAAGAAUAUGUGCAGCUCUGGCUAUUCUUUAAUCAUGUCUUUUUAAAAUGUGUAUUUGAGGUUGAGAGGAACUCAGGAGAUUUUUUAAAAAAAUCAUAUGACAGUAUAAGCCAUCAGUACUAAAUGGACAGCUCCCAGUAUACUGUGGGCUGUGAUAAACUGAAUGUAUGUUUUUUAAUGGUUUAUUGCUGCAGUUUUUUUAUGUAUUUGAUUUUUAGUUUUUGACUUAUUUUUCAAUAGGUAAUAAUUGCACAUGGUUCACAGCUAAAAGGUAUGAAGUAUUAUGUAGGGAUGUGUCCCUCCCAUCCUGUCCCACAGCCACCACCUCCCUCCUCAGCCACCAAUGACACCAGCGUCGACUUGCCUUUCCAGGGGUUGUGCAAAGUUAGAUAUGCACGUACAUGUGGUAUAAGCACAUGUACAUAAAAGUACACAUAGAAUGUAAACAUGUCUGUAGCACAUAUAUAUUCUUUCCCCUCUUCUAAAACAAACGGUAGCAAACCAGCCACACACUGUUCUGCAUCUUGUUCUUUUUGCCCGAUACGUCUUGUAGGUGGCCCCUAAUUAGUAUGUAAAGAUUGACCUUAUUUAAAUUUUUUUAUGUUGAAAUCAUCAAUAUUCCCAUCAUUAUGGUUUGUUCUUUGACUGACAAAUCAGCUCUCAAUAAACCGCUUUGCAGGAAUGUGUAA